This is a messenger RNA of Ilex paraguariensis (yerba mate), 1158 nucleotides long. NCBI's taxonomy places the organism in Eukaryota, Viridiplantae, Streptophyta, Magnoliopsida, Aquifoliales, Aquifoliaceae. The record is from the annotation of a GenBank genome assembly.
UUGCAUCCUAACCAGGUGUCUCUCGAACCCUCUCUUCCCUGUUAAUACGAUGUAUAUAUAUACUUGUAUGAUCCUUCAACCAUCAACAAACCAAACAAGCUAAGAAUAUCGCAUCCAAUCUUCUCUUUCAUUGCUUUGCACUCGCACUCGCACUCACACUCACACUCUUUGAUCUCUCUCUCUCUCUCUCUCAAUAUGGCUUUCAGGACUCCGAAUUAUUUAAAAUCCAUGGUGAGUCGCCUGAGAGGAAGCUAUACGUUUACUACUUCAACUCCGCCCAACACCAAGGCCGCCUAUGCCGCCCCUAUCCCUAUGGCACCCGAUGUUGGACCAUCUCAAGACGCUAAGCUGCCACGGCGUUCGAAGGGAGACCUUGUGCCGGUGUAUGUGGCGCUGGGGAUGAUAGUCACUUCGAUGAGUUUCGGGAUUUAUACAGGAUUGUUGCAAGUGAAGUACGCCCCGAACGUGUUCGUGAAAAAGUCGAGGAGAGAGACUCUGCCAGAGGUGGUGGAGCCUGAGCAUGUGGUGGAUGAGAGUACAAAGUUCAUCAACAAAUCUUUCUUCCGAAAGGUGGCUCAUAUACAGGAAUCCAAUCGUCAACAAGUCAUGUCUGAUCCCAUCCGUGGAGAUGUCUUUGCAAGACUACAGCCGCGGGCAGAGACAUUGAAAUCAGUUGGAGUUGAUCCGAAGCUAAACUAAUACAUACAACUUAAGGACGGCUUCUGUUUGUUUGAUCAUAAUGUGGUGUACUACCUACCACCCAUGACAGAGAUCUUACUCUUCCAUGUAUGUAAAUAGAAGAUUAUAGUGAUUAAACUGAUCAUAUGUUAAGUAUUGGGAUUGUUGAUUGUCACUAAACCAUAGGAAUCAAGAUGGUUUUUAUGUAUUUCUCUGUUUCGUUGCGAAAAGUUGAACUUUGAGAUAAGGUUCCAAAAUGGGGUUGGAUAUGUAGUGAUGACAAGUGUUUAUCUGGCUAAACCAUGUAUAACGUGUUGGAAUUUGGGGUCCAGUACACUGGGUGUGUCCUUCUGAGAUAGGAUGUCUUCUGUGAGCAAUAUUAGUAUGGCGGGGUGGAUUUAACAUAAGCACAAGAGAUUCUGCAUUUGAAUUUUUAUGUUGCCUUGGUACCUAAAAGAUUUGUGUAUGCUUAAAGAUGAG